Messenger RNA from Entrophospora sp. SA101, 432 nucleotides. The record is from the annotation of a GenBank genome assembly. NCBI's taxonomy places the organism in Eukaryota, Fungi, Glomeromycota, Glomeromycetes, Entrophosporales, Entrophosporaceae.
GUGGAUUCAGUUCUGUAUUUUCAGGAACUUUGUUAAAUAAAACUGAUCAAGUUUGGUGUGAAAAUGAAAACAAAUUCGUAGAGAAGCCACUUGUAGUCGCAUUGAAAUCUUUAAAAAAUUCACAAGAUCUUGAUGAGGAUUUUUUAGACGAGGUUAAACGACACGGAAGUCGUAAAUUCGAUGGUUGUCGUUGUCUUGUUCAUUGUCGUGGAAAUCUAAGAAAUUAUUUAAGAAGAAACAUGGGAACCCUGCAAUGGAAAGAUGUUGUAGAAAUAUUAAGCAAUAUUGCAAUAGGUCUUAUGAAUAUUCAUAAAAAUGGAACAUUUCACAAGAACCUUCAUUGUGGAAACAUUUUAAAGUAUUCAAUCUUCAAUAUUGCCGAUUUUGGUUUAAAUGGUCCCUCGGGAACAUCUGAUCCAAAAGGUGUAUACG